CCCGCCCUGUUUUCUUUCUUGGCCUAUCAGCAUUUCUGCUCUCAAAAGGAUCGCCUCAAGUGUGUCAAUUUUUGCAAUAAGGGACGGCUGAAUACCUGGAUUUUUAUUGGCGCUGGAAACAGGCAGUACUGGUCUAAACCAGCCAAUAAAGUAGAAACUCCUUGCUUGUGGCUGCCUUUGACUCUGAACAGAGCCUGUGUUCACUGCCUGCUGGGAUGGGGGCUUCUGAGAGUGCCCUUGCAACCCCUUCCUCCAGGCCGCUGCUCAACAAGCACCUGGCGCAUGUCAGCGACCCACGCUCCCCUACGGCUGGGAUCCUGAGAACCCCCAUAGAGGUAGAGAGCUCCCUCCAGGGGAGUCCCCUGGCUGGUUCCAAAGAAGAGGGGUUGGUAGACAAUGACCAGAAUUGGAACUUGGACCCUCGUUCCCCGACUCCUGGCAUCUUGCGCACACCCAUGAAAGCAGUGGUGGCCAACACCAUCAAUAACCUGGUGAAGCAGCUCAGCGAAGCCUUUGCAGCCACGGCCGCUGAGGAGGAACAGCUCCCGGAGGAGCCCUCUCAUCAUGACCAGAAGCCCGAGGCCGCCUUCGUCGCUAAGGAGGGCUCAAGGGAGGAGGCUUCUCCUGGGGAAGCAUCCCAGAGGGAAAAGGAGAGGCAAGAGCCGCUGGCCGAGAGAGCUUCUCUCAUGGCUGCCUCAAGAAUCGUGGCAAAGCCUGCCCAUGCCCUUGGUCCUUCAGGAAGCAAGCCAGUAAGGUGCAGAGCAAGCAGCAAGAUGCUGGCUGUCUCAACGAGCUCCGUGCGCUCUCCUCUCAGCGUCCUGCAGGAUGAUAACUCCCCCAGUUCUCUUGCUUCUCAGGGCAAGAGGCGUUCUUCAGUUGCAGACCACCCAGGAGAGCGCAAGGAGGGCGUGUUGCCCUCCGGCCGAACCCUCAAAGCGGGCAGCUGUGGCUGGGGGAGUUCUUUGAACAAGGAGAAUCAGCAGCGUCACCUGGUGGAAAAUUAGUCUCCUUCCAGCCCCUCCCGGGCUUCCUGGCCCUUGAGAGAAGCACUUCAAGAGUGGAGGGAGCUGGAGACGGUGGGGCGUUGCAGCCUUCCCUCCCUCCCUCCCUCCCUCCCUCCCUCCCUCCCUGCACAGCCCCUUUCCGUUUGCCUCCUUUUCUCCUGGCCUAGGAAGGAGCAGCCUUUUUUUAUAUGUUUCUCAUCUAGUUCCUUCUCUUUGUUUCUUGUAUGUACCUUUCUUCUGAAAUGUCCUUACUGCCACCCACUUCGGUGUCUUCUGCCUUUGGAAAAUAAAUUUCA
Eublepharis macularius is the source of this 1300-nucleotide messenger RNA. It is a transcript of the gene CDCA3, whose product is annotated as cell division cycle associated 3. The record is from RefSeq and is a predicted model, not a curated record. The coding region runs from base 216 to 1004 and encodes 262 amino acids. NCBI's taxonomy places the organism in Eukaryota, Metazoa, Chordata, Lepidosauria, Squamata, Eublepharidae. The transcript is spliced from 6 exons.